AUGUGCGAUGUGGAAGAAAUAACACUUGAGGAACAAGAAUUUGGAAAGGAGGAAACAAAAGGUGAUUACGAAUCAGAAAUUCUAGAGAAGGCAGAGGACACAGGUCCAGGGAUUAUUAAAAUUCUGUGUGAAGAUGAUGUCCAUUUGUUGACAGAGGAUGAAACAUGCCUGGUAUAUAAGAAGUGUUUACUACAGUUGGCCAAUACCAGCAUCAGCAAAAUGUUCAAAGUCAAAGGAUGCAACCUGUCUAUUGGGAACCGCUGUGAGAGUGUUGGAUCGGCUUUAUAUAUAUACUGGGAAUGUGAAAAUAAGCAUGUAGCACACAAGUGGUGCUCUCAACCUGUGUUGAACAGACGCUUACAUGGAGGAGAUUUACAAAUAACUUCAGCUAUUUUGGCUUCAGGGAACAACUUUUCAAAAAUAGCUCUGUUUGCGAGGUUCCUGAAAUUACAUUUCCAAGGAACUGUUAAAUUCAGCAACAUACAAAGGACAUAUGUGGUACCAACAAUCAACACCUUUUGGAAAGAUCAACAGAGGGAAAUCGUUGAUCAGAUAGGAGGCCAAAGUAUUGUUGUUUUAGGUGAUGGCAGAAAUGACAGUCCUGGGCAUUGUGCACAAUACUGCACGUGCACAAUGAUGGAAAAUUGUACCAAGAAAAUUGUAUCCAUCAUAACCAUGGAUAAACGAGAAACGGGCAAGAAAAGCACAAACAUGGAAAAGGCCUGCUUUCUUAAAGCCAUGGAAGAGAUGCAAGGUACACAUGAUCUUACUGUGGAUGAAGUAGUCACAGAUGCUCAGUUGCAAAUUGGAGCUUUGAUGAAGAAUAGAUUUCCAGAUAUAAAACAUUCACACGACAUUUGGCAUGUAGCCAAAAAUCUAGGAAAGAAAAUUGUGGCAGCAGGACAGACCAAAGAAUGCAGAAGCCUGAUUGAUUGGAGCAAAGACAUUGUUAAUCAUUUUUGGUACACAUGUUCUUCUGCAAGGAAUAGAGACAGAUUCAUGGAAAUUUGGUGUGGAAUUGUCCACCAUGUUGUCAAUGAACAUGAGUGGGGCAUGUCCUACAGCAGCAGCUACUUUGGUGCCAACCAAUGUAUGCAUGGUCCCCUGCAAGACGAACAUAAAGAGUGGAUUGUUAAGGGCAGUGCAAGUCACAAGGCAUUAAUUCAGAUCGUUUUCAAUAAACGAUUCUUGAACCAGAUUCAUUACUACCUGAAUUUUAGGAGUACAGGAAAAGUAGAAAACUUCAAUAACUUGAUCCUUAUGUACAGUGGGAAGAGGUUUGUGUACUCAACACCUGUUUACCGUGUCAGAAGCCAGCUAGCAGCUUUGGACUACAAUGCACCCAUGGACAGAGAGACAAAAAGGAAACCUGAUGGAACCAUACAGCAGCACAGAACAUUCAAUAAGAAAAGUGGUAGAUGGAGUGUGACCCCUGUUAAGUUGGAAAAAAGUUAUGAGCAUGUUUCCAAGCUAAUGACAAACAUAGUGGUUGCCAGGAUUUCUGAUGAAGAGGGCAUGAGUCACCAAGUUGUAUUAGGUAUGUAUGCUUCAUGGGGUACAUGUCUGUGCUCGAACAGGGGUAGAUGGAAACAUGGUCAUUUGAAGGCAGUUACUUCCAUAUUUGCUUAG
Molecule: messenger RNA, 1629 nt
Organism: Ostrea edulis (European flat oyster)
Lineage: Eukaryota; Metazoa; Mollusca; Bivalvia; Ostreida; Ostreidae
Exons: 7
Coding region: 1-1629 (542 amino acids)
Source: RefSeq, a predicted model, not a curated record